Molecule: messenger RNA, 573 nt
Organism: Apiotrichum porosum
Lineage: Eukaryota; Fungi; Basidiomycota; Tremellomycetes; Trichosporonales; Trichosporonaceae
Exons: 8
Coding region: 1-573 (190 amino acids)
Molecular function (GO): protein binding
Source: RefSeq, a predicted model, not a curated record
AUGAGCACAGCUCCAUCCCGCUCCGCUCCCCCUCCUCCCCCUCCCCAAGAAGAGGACGGAGCUUCGGCCAACGAGCGUCUCCUCGCCGCGGCCAAGACGGACAAUGAAGAGCUCCUCGAGUCGGCUUUCAACCAGCUUGACGAUGUCAACUUUGUGGACGGAAUGGGCAACACUGCGGUGCAUUACGCCGUCAUGAACGGCUCUACGGACGUGCUGGAGCACAUUCUUGCUCACGAUAGCUGCAACCCGGACAUCCGAAACAGGCUGGCUGGUGACACACCACUCCACAUUGCCGUGCGGAACAAGUGGGAAGACCACCCAGGCAUGCGGUUGUAUCUUGUUGGCUCACUUCUCGAGGCCGGCGCCGACCAGCUGAUCAAGAACCGGCACAACGAGCGUCCGGCCGAUGCGCUGCCCCAGUGGCACGCCGGUGUGGACCCCGAGGCGGACGACGAAAAGGUCCGCUCGAUGCUCCGUCGCGCCGCCGCCGAGACCAUGGUCGCGUCCAGCGGCGACGUUGUUGAGGAGGACGACAUCAUUGACCCCAACGACGUGGCCUCGGACAGCGACUGA